Ilyonectria robusta is the source of this 1326-nucleotide messenger RNA. RefSeq lists its product as uncharacterized. NCBI's taxonomy places the organism in Eukaryota, Fungi, Ascomycota, Sordariomycetes, Hypocreales, Nectriaceae. The annotation marks the transcript as partial. The record is from RefSeq and is a predicted model, not a curated record. The transcript is spliced from 3 exons.
AUGCAUAUCAAAUCCCUCUUCAUCAACCUCCUUGCCUUGGCCAUCACGGUCAAGGCUCUCCCGCAAGCCGAACAUGACAACCUUGGUCUCGAUGCAAGGGAUGCUGAGGGCAACCUUUACGGCAAAUGCGUCUGCCCCGACGGCCAGGUUCUCAAGUACGGCAAAUGCGUAUGCCCCGACGGCCAAAUCCUCAAGGACGGCAAGUGUGUCUGUCCCGACGGCCAAGUCUUGAAAUACGGCAAAUGCGUAUGCCCUGAUGGUCUGAUCUUCAAGGAUGGCAAAUGCGUCUGCCCUGACGGCCAGGUUCUCGAGUACGGCAAAUGCGUAUGCCCCGACGGCCAAAUCCUCAAGGAUGGCAAAUGCGUCUGCCCCGACGGCCAAGUUCUCGAGUAUGGCAAAUGCGUAUGCCCUGACGGCCAGGUCUUGAAGUAUGGCAAAUGCGUCUGCCCUGACGGCCAGGUUUUGAAGUAUGGCAAAUGCGUCUGCCCUGACGGCCUAGUCCUCAAGUAUGGAAAAUGCGUCUGCCCUGACGGCCAGGUCUUGAAGUAUGGCAAAUGCGUAUGCCCUGACGGCCUAGUCUUCAAGGACGGCAAGUGUGUCUGUCCUGAUGGUCAAGUCCUCAAGUACGGCAAGUGUGUUUGCCCUGAUGGUCAAAUCUUCAAGGACGGAAAGUGUGUCUGCCCUGAUGGUCAGGUCUUCAAAUACGGUAAAUGCGUUUGUCCCGAUGGUCAGAUCUUCAAGAACGGACAAUGUGUCUGCCCCGACGGUCAGGUUUUCAAAUACGGCAAGUGUGUCUGUCCCGACGGCCAGGUUUUCAAAUACGGCAAAUGCGUCUGCCCUGGUAAUCAGGUCCUGAAAUACGGCAAGUGUGUCUGUCCCGAUGGUCAGAUCUUCAAGGACGGCAAAUGUGUCUGCCCAGACGGUCAAGUUCUUAAAUACGGCAAGUGUGUUUGUCCCGACGGCCAGGUCUUCAAAUACGGCAAAUGCGUCUGCCCUGACGGUCAAGUCUUCAAAUACGGAAAAUGCGUCUGCCCUGACGGUCAAGUCUUCAAGUACGGAAAAUGCGUCUGUCCCGACGGUCAGACCUUGAAAUACGGAAAAUGCGUUUGUCCCGACGGUCAGAUCUUCAAAUACGGAAAAUGCGUCUGCCCCGGUCAUCAGGUCUUCAAGUACGGAAAAUGCGUCUGCCCUGACGGUCAGGUUUUCCAAUACGGAAAAUGCGUCUGCCCUGGCGGUCAAAUCUUCAAGUACGGCAAAUGCGUCUGCCCUGGUAAUCAGGUGUUCAAGUACGGCAAAUGUGUCUGCCCCCACGGUAAAAAGUGGAAU